CUCGGUCUCUUUCGCUUCCGCGUCCCAAACUGCAAGACCGGGAUCUGCCCGGCGACCGGUGACGUCACUGACAGAGCGGGCUGCCAUUGGCCAGCACGAAAUAGCGGCACCAAUAGCGGCUCUGGAGGCGGGGCCCGGGCUGGGGCGGGGCCGCAGCGGAGCAGCGCGAUGGCUCCGGCGCUGGGGCUGGGGCUGCUCUGAGGGCUCCUGGGGGAGCUGGGGGGCGCGACGAGAGGGGAACCCCACUGAACCCCCAUCUUGGGUCCCGUGAUCUUCGUGCAUCCCCUUCUCCAGCACCGGCAACGCCUGUACCCCCUCAUCUGGCACCGGGAUCCCUCUGCACCCCUCCUCAUCUCAUUCCCGUGUGUCUGCAAUUGUCACCGGGUCCUGUUCACCCCCCGGAGUGUCCCUGGAGUGUCCCCAGAGUGUCCCUAAGGUGUCUCCAGUGAACAUGGAGCCCCACAAGGCACUGAAGGCGCUGGUGGCCGUGGUGGCCACCCUGGGUGAGCUGGCGGCCAGAGUGGCCAGGCUGGACUGGGACAUGUCCCCAGAGUCCCUGCGUGCAGCCUUGAGGAAAUUCACCUGGCAGCUCUGGGACACCCUGGACCGGGGUGCUGUCACCUCCCUGAACCAGCAAGGUGUCAUCUCCCUGAGCCAGUGCGGUGUCAUACCCCUGGGCCAGGCCCUGGCUGCCCUCCGGGCCACCCCAGGGGCGGACUGGGAGGAUGUGAGAGCUGAGGCCAAAGCUUGGCGGGAGUCGGUGAAUGCGCUCGUGAAGAGCCUGGACCAGCUGGCUGGGGAGGUCCAGGAGCUCCCCGGAGCCUUCGAGAGCAAGGACCGUGCCAAGAUCAUUGACUUCAUCCAGGACCUGCAGAACGAGACUGCCAGCCGCAGGACAGCUGGGGACAACCUGGUGGCCACAGCCUGGCAGCCGCUGGUGGCCCUGGCCUCAGUGGUGGCCAUCAAGGCCAGGGAAGAGGCUGUGGUGGCCACCAGGCAGGGGGUGGGGUCCACCAGGAGGGAAGAGUGGCUGCAGGAGGCCCUGGGGCUGCUGAGGCGCUUGAUGUUCGCGUGUGAGGAAGCCAGGCGGCUCACAUGGGAGCUGCAGUGCCAGCUUGGGCACCUUGAGUUAGUCCUGGAGAAGGAACAGAAGGUGUUCCUCAGUGUCCUCCAGGCCUUUGCGGCCACAGUGGCCAAGGCCAAGCGGUUGUCUGAGGCCAGUGCCCGCGUGACCACGCGUCACCUGCUGGUGACACUUGGGGACAUCUACCACCUCCUCUUGAGUCCCAGUGAUGGCUCCGGUGGCCCUGGUGGCCUCUCAAUGGCCAAGCGGUGUCGAGAAGCCACCAAGGCCACCCUGAGGCCGUGCAAAAAACAGCGCACAGCACCACCACAUGGGGACACCAAUAAUGGCAGCUCAAUCCCAGGAACACCUGAACAGCCUGAAGGGACCUGGGGAAAACCCGAGCCAGGAGCAGUUUGUGACAUCGCCAGCCAGCUCCCAAGGGACCCUGACUUAUUACCCCCAGGGACACGAUGUGAACUGGCAACUUCCGAAUCGAUACGUUUUUUAAACAGCUCUUGCCAUGAAUGCAUUCCCAUAGGAGUUACUGGUAUUUCACACCAAACACAAGACUUUCUAAUUAUAGGCAAGGACACUAACAGAAUUCUUGGACUUUCAGUUCUUCCAGCUGUCAUUUCAGUAAAUUCUAACAAAGAGCUGAGGGUUUUAGCUCUUGCUUACAAGGCUCCAAUGGUAAUUCAACCCAAAACACCAAUAGCUAUUGCUAUCGCAUUGCCAAUGAAUACAAAUAAGCGCGCUGUACACCCAGAAAUGCCUUUUCAGAGCUCUAACCUUCAUGGCCGUUGGAUAAAACGUAUCACCAAUGAACGGCCAGAGCAGAGGUGCAGUCUGACGCACCAUGGUAAAACAGUUCGCGUUACAGGCAAGCUGGACACAGGGUCAGAUGUCACUGUGAUUUCUUAUGAAUUUUGGCCGAGGGAUUGGAAUCUGGUGCCACCUGACCAUGCUCUCACAGGGAUUGGAGGAGGUACACGGAGUAUGCAAAGUGAAUCCAUGAUUACUGUCACAGGUCCCGAGGGAAAGACAGCGACCACCCGUCCCUACGUGGUGAAGAAGCGCAUCACACUAUGGGGGAGAGACGUGAUGUCCCAGUGGAGAGCAAAGAUGGAACUGGAUUCUUGAUGAAAACCACAGCGAUGCCUGUCACUUGUUAUUAAAUUGUCAUUAUUAGCUUAUCAUUACCAAGUUAUUGUGGUAAACCAACCAGCUCAUUUGGAUAGAUCUGUGGUCUCUUGAACAGAAAAAAUUUAGUGAGUGAACAACUCAAAACAUUAGUGAGCAAACAACUACAAAAAGGCCACACCAAACACAGAAAUAGUCCUUGGAAUUCCCCAGGAUUUGUCCUUCACAAGAAGACUUCUCUGAUUCCUGGAGAUUGCUUUAUGACUUGAGGAAGAUCAACGAAAUGAUAGAAGACAUGAGGCCUUUACGACUUGGACUUCCUUUUCUUUCCAAGAGAUUGGCCUCUUGCUGCCAUUCACUUAAAAGAUUGUUUUUUCAACAUUCCACUGCAUUCAGAGGAUGCUCCUCGAUUUGCCUUUUCAAACCCAUGGAGAAGAAGGUGAAGAAGAAGGUGCAAAAAGACAACUGAUCCACGCCCCAAAUCCUCCAUCUUGCUCUCUCUCAGUAUCACUAUAUAGUAAAACCCCAAACUCUGAUUUUUCCACGGUGUGUUACCACACACCCUCAUUCAAAGUACAUCCCCCUGAUGUCAGUGCUAUCACCCAUUUUUGGAAGGCUGUUCCAAGGCCUCACGUCAAACGCAGUGCUUCCCUGGGGUCAGUGCCCGUCAGCACAGAGAGUCCAAAAUUCUCAGCAUCCAGAGUUCCAACACACCCCAAAAUCAGAAUGAGACAAUCACAAUCGCCUGAUGUUACAACACCUAAAAAUCCCCCAGGCCCCACUUCUGCCCCCUCAGUCUCACAUCCCUCAGGUGCUGCAAAGAGAGGGGGGAGCGGGGGGCACCGGGAUGAUGAGGGGCUCCUUGCCAUGCCACCAUCUACAGCAAUAAAGCCAGGAACAUCAGAGCCACAUCUCACAUUUGUAGAUGGCCCAACAGAUGUGACAGAGAAACAAUGCAAGGAUGACCUGGCACGUCUUUAGCUGCUUCAAAAUUUUGCCUUUGUCAAUGCUAACGAGGAAUGCAAAUGAAUAAUUAGAGCCUUGCCUGAUCCACAGCCUGCCUUACUUCAAAUGAUCCGAGUUUGUAGAGAAAAGGAGAUCUGACAGUAUAUUACAAAACCCAUUGGUGCUUUUAAAUUAUGUUGGUUUAAAUUCUGUUAAGUUUAGGCCCCUGUUAAGCUUUAGUUACUUAAGGUUUUGUUAAGUUUUGUAAGGUUUAAGUGAUAUUAGGUUUAUAUUCUAUUAAUUUAAAGUUCUAUUACAUGGAAGUUUUAUUAAGCUAAUACAAUUUAAGAUUAUUUCGCCAAAAUUUAUCCAUAUCAAGUUUAAGUUUUAUUUAAUUUUAAAAUUAUCCUAAGUUUUAAUUAAUGUUAAAACAUGCUUAUCUAAUUAGCAAAGUUUAGUUAUUUUCUCUUAGAAUAAGACUGAAACAGCUGAAACACUGACGAACACCUGUUUGUGGACGGAACAAGAUACAGUUUUUUGGACCCUUGAUUUCCUGAAAGGUUUUAUUAUUUAUUACAAUCUCUGCUGUUUUAUCUUCCGUACAUAAUACAGAAGAGUCAUGACAAUUCUACAUCGAGGCUGUCAUUGGUUCUGAGCUGUUUUAGUGUUUUUCUGUGUUUUAUCUCAAGGUCAUAAGUACAUGACUUUAAAAAGGUGUUAACUUCCUACGAUGAUUGGUGCUGAUAUAUUGAUUACAUGAUGUGAAUUUGUUAAUUUUCUAUAUUUAUAACUGACUUCUCAUAUCCUUUAACAUUUCUUUUCCUAUUAUCCAAAAGAUGCGUGUCAUUUCAAGAUCCUUCCUUUUUAUUUUCUAACUGCUUAUUUUUUAAGCAUUUCAUAACUGCUGCUGUUAAGAUCUUUGUUUUAGAAAUGUAUUUAGGGACCUCACUCCAGUUUAGAGCCUGAGCCCUGGCCAGGCCCUGACUCUACCUGGAUGGAUGUUUCACCAACAAGCCCAGAUGCUUUCUGCAUCAAAACUAGAUUCAAGUCACUCUGACUUGGCAAUUUGACCCUAUAAAAUGACAGCCAGACCGAUCUUUGGAGUGGACCUGAACACUUUGCCUGAGAAAGGAUGUCUGGGUCCCCACUGGAAAGAGGUUUGUCAGCUUUUUGCAGACUCUGGGGUGAUGGUACAAUGUUUUAGUGUUUAAUAAUCAUCCAACUUCACGUGUGUUACCAUUAACAGUCAUUAAUUAUGCCUGUCAUCUGAAAUAUUCUUAGUUGUUGCACCUGAAUUUUCCUGAUUGCUGUCAGUUCUUAACAACAGUCACACAUUUUUUCAUCAGAGUACCUGUGCACUUAUGCAAUGUUUCAUAUUUCCAAAGAUCAAGCAAAAGCAAUCAUAAAUACGUGCCCAGUCUGCCAGCUGGUGCAUCCCCUGUAUCCACAGGAGCAGUCAACCCACGAGGAUUGCAGAGCUUGCAAUUAUAGCUAACAGAUUUUACUAAAUACCCAUUUUUUGAGAAAUAUACAAAUAUCCACCUGUCAGUGGAUAUAUCCUUAAGUUCAGUUUUACACCAGUACCCUCUGGGAAAAUGAAAAGAAAAUCCUUUAGUUUUGUUCAGAAAUCCAGAGUCAGGACAGAUUGAAGGUACACUCUAUUAACCCAGGACAAAGGGCUUGCCUGUGUUUCUGCAGGUGCAGGACCCAGGUGGAUUCCAGCCAAGAACAUGAAGCCACAUCAAGCACAGAAACACGCUGACAACUCCAAGAGCAGGGGAGCAAGCAUGCAAGAUGUGAACUGCACAGAGACUGUAGCUAAUGGCAGAAAUCUUCUGUCCCACAUGCAAGAACUGUGAGUCUUGGGUUUUGUGUCAAUGUAAAAAGUGUGGGAAUUGUUAUCGUGGAGCUCUACUGGCACAGGCGUGGUGUGCAUCGUGUCAUGAUUUAGAAUCCCAAACAAAGCACAAAGCCUUUGAAUUUUUAGUUGCAGUGGGUCAUGAAGAAGAAAAUAGCCCCCAUGUUCCUAUUCUUAGGGAGGAAUGUAGAAGAGAAUUUUUGAUAGAAUCAAAAGAGAUUCAAAUUUGCAGAGUUGAGUACAAACCAAAUAAUUUAGUGGCCGGUCCGGGAACAAAUUUGUGAAAAAACAAAAAAAGGGAUGUGCUAAAAGAUUUGCUUGGAAAUGAAAAAUUAAAAAGGAAGUGCCUUAAAUCAAAAAGCAUGAAGGUAAAUCAGGUAUCAUAUCUAGAUCUAUUUUGUUUGCCUUCAGCAAUGCAACCUUACCUGUCGAUCAACCAAAGACCAACGUUUGGGGAUCAGUAGUGUUGUAGAAUUCCUUUGUUAGAGAAUAGUUGAAGGGAAACAUGGGGCUCUGUUGAAUGUUAUGCUUGUGCUUUUUUGCUUUGCUUGCUUUUAGUAAUUUGCUUGCUUUUAGCAGUGCAAAUUUGCCAAUUAGUCAACCUAAAACAAAUGUCUGGGUGGCUUUAGCCAAUGCAUCAGAUUUAAAUAUCCUCUGUAUUUCCUAUACAACCCCAAAAAGCCAUUUUCCACCUGUUUAGCAGGUGUGCCAGUGGAUACUUGGCUAAUUCCAGAGAAAACUGACAGAGCCAUUCAAGGUACACUUGCAGGAUCAUCCACAUGGGAUCUUUGGUCCCUAGUAGAGGCAUGGGACUGGUGCAUUCCUCACCUUCCCAAGGCAUCUCAUGAACCUGAAGAAUUGGACAUCUUUGGUUCUGUAAACAUGUUUCUUUUCGUGCCAAAUUUAACUAUACAGGGAAAGAUCAAUUUUUGGUCGAGGAUGUUUCUCCAUACCACUCUACAUACAAAAAUGAGAUUAAUUGGUGUAAUCACGCUUCUUUGAUUCAAACCGCAUUAAUGAUUUGUCUUACUGGCACAUGGGUAUGGGUGUGAAGAUUUUGAAGGGAUUUGUUGGACAAAUUUAUCAGAUCACUCAGAAUCUAUUCAUAAAUGUGUAUAAAACCUUAAGGAAAGUGUACCAAAAUUAAAAUUAAUGAUGACACUUAAUAUGACUGUUUAAUAAAUAGAAUCUUACAUGGUAGGUGAAAGAGCUGUUAAAAAUGAGUGUGUGUAUAUAUAUAUAUAUGUAUAUGUCAGAGAUUACAUGAAAAGAACCACAUGAGGACACGCUGGUGAGCAAAGCAGGGAAAAGAGUCAAGUUUAUUUACAAAAUUCAAUUUUAUACAUUUCCUAUGGGGCCUGUGGAUUGGAGGAUGGAAUUCCAUCUCUCACCAUAUUGGUCAAUCCAACUGUCAAUCAACUUUCUCCUGCCACCUAAAAAUGUGUAACCAAUGCAAAACAGUUAGCAAAACAUGGCCAUUGUUUAUAGUUCAAACUGAGACAGUAAAAAUUCUGACUCCAAUAUGAAGAACAUUACAGAAGGCUUAGAAAAAUCUUCAAAACCAGGGCGACAUCUCCCCCUUUUUAUCUUUAAAAAAAAAAAACGGAGAAAAAUGAACAAUUUUUAAAAUGGAAAAACUCUACAAACUUCAGUGAUUGUUCGUGGAGGAAUCAUCAGAGUGAUCACUCGCAUCGUCUGCAUCCGAGUCAUCACAUGAGGAUUCAUCCUCUUGACGACCUUCAGUCUGGUCACGGCCUCCACCUUGCCUGUUGGCCGGAUUCUGCCUCUGCUGUCGCAGGUCAGGACGGACACACUUUGAAGGUACCCAGCAUGUUCCAGUAUCUGUGGACACACAUGCAUACCCACGCCCCAUAACGAUCAGGUCAUAGGAUCCUUCCCAUUCUUUGGUGACUAAAUUCCAGACCUGAACCUUCACUUGAGGCUGAUGCGUGUCGUCCGAAGCCUGGAGUGAGAGGAGGUGGUUUACAAUGAAAGGGUUACUUGAGUUCUGCGGAACCGUAAGGUAGUUGAUGGUGUAGAAAGCCUUGGCCAAGCGACUGUGGGGUUUCACCCUGCAUUCCCUGUUCUUGUUUUUGGAGAACAUGCUUGAGUGUACCAUGAGCACACUCUACAAUUGCCUGUCCUGUUGGAGAAUGAGGGAUGCCAGAGUUGUGGUUCACACCCCACAACCGUACGCACUGCCGUACCUAUUGAGAGGCAUAAGCAGGACCAUUGUCGGUUUUCACAGCAGAAGGUAUGCCGAGAACGGCAAAGGCCUGCCUUCAGUGGGCAAUGGCAUUGCGGGCCUUCUCCCCAGUGUGAGCUAAAGCCCACAUCGCAGAGGAGAACGUGUCCACCGUGACAUGCACAUACUUCAGCCGGCUGAACUCAGCAACCUGGGUGACAUCGGUCUGCCAAAGCUCCAAGGCCUUAAGGCCCCUGGGGUUAACCCCUGCCAGCAAUGGCGCACCAAGGGUGACAGAAGUCAGCAAUCUCACGAGCUUCAGUGGCCAUCAGGUGGAACUGCUUCUGCAGUGUAUGGAUGUGAUCCCUUGGCCUGCGCGAGUGUGUCAGGCUGAGGAGCUGCCCACGCUGGGUUAGCCAACUUGUCAGUCCUCGCGUUACCUUCCGCUACAAACCCCGGCAAUUUGUGUGACUCUGUACAUGCAGAACAUAAUAAGGAUGAACCCUGGCCUGAAUUGCACACCACAAGGUCUUCAGCAAAUGAAACAAGGCAGGGUUACUGACCUCCUUCAAAACUGAAUACACCUGUGCAAUGUUGGUAACCUAAGCAGAAUCCGUGACCAGAUUGAAGGGUGUCUGGGAAAAUUUUUCGAAUGUCAUGAUGGCAGCCCUUAGUUCAACCAGUUGGGCUGACCCAUCCUCAUGGCCUUCCCAAACCUGCCAUUCAGAUCCAUCCUGCCAGGUAACAAUGGCCUUCCUUGUUUUUCCUGAACCGUCAGUGAAGGUGGUGGGUCCUUGCACUGGCUCUUGGCUAUUGGGUCAUAAUGAAAUUUGAGUAAGUUUUGCCACUUGCAAUAGCUUAUGGCUGGGCAGGUGGUAAGUGAUGUGCCCUGAAAAACCCUCUAGAGCACUUUGCAGCGAAACAUUGUUCGCAUAGCUCCAAUUGAAAUUCUCCCGUUGUGGGAGAAUGAUCUUUGAGGGAUCUGCACCCGUCAGUUGUAAACAGCGUUGCCUACACUUGAUUCUCAAGCAAGCGAUCAGCUCAAAAAACGCAGUCACCGUCCUACACGGCUGAUGAGGCAGGAAGACCCAUUCCAAAACAUGCAAGCGGUCAGAACAAUCGUCAUUCCAUUGACCAGUGAUACCUGUGGGAUGUAAUUCCAAAGUGGUUAUGAACAGAGUGAUAUCAACUGAAGGUUCAAUGCGGUAAACUUGGUGUCCUGGGUUGAAAAACGUAACCAAAAAUGUGUAUUCUAUUUUCAUCUGUUGAAGUCGGUUGGUAGAUAUUGUUCUUUAUCUCUUGUGACUCUAAGGGGGAAAGAGGGCAGAUGCCUUCUGUUAAUGGGACACCUGAUAACACCAGAUAAGGCAGUGCCUUCUUAUCUCCUCCUCCACCCACCCUCCUCUGAGGGACAUCACCUGUGAAUGGGCCAUUUAAGGCCUCUCACAUGACUGAUAACACUACUUCAUUCCACUGUGAGAUGCUCCACCCAGUGGGAGGAGCCAGAGCCUUUCCACUGAGAUAAAACCAGCACUCCCAAACACCAAGGGGGCCUGUUUCCACUGGAUUCCCAGAGGACAACUGGACCUUUUCUUGAGGAUCAUCUCUACUCCAAUGGAGCCACAUCUGUCACUCUGGGAGGACUUAUUUUGGGCUGCUUCCAACACCCUGACCAACAGGCUCUCAGGUUUGCAUUCCGACUGUCAGUGGUCCUUUGUACUUUUGCAUUUGUCUUACUUUAUAAUUAUUUUAUUUUUAUUCUUUUUGUUAUUUCUUCUCUCUCUAUUAAAUUGUAUUUCUGACUUGGAGUCUCACUGGUUUUGCUUUCAAACCAGCACACUUGGCAAGCAGAAACAGCUUGCUGAACCUCCUCCAGCAUGUUACGUGCCUCAGGGGUCAAUUCACGAGGUGAUUUUAAAUCAGAGUCCCCUUUUAGUAAUUCGGACAAGGGAGACAAUUGUGUGUUGGUUAGUCCCUGGUUAUGUAUGUAUCCAGGUGAUUACACCUACCAUAUUUUGGGCAUUGUUCAGUGUUCUCACUGAAUGCACAAAUUGCACUUCCUGGUCACAGAUUGUCCGUUCCAGAAUUUUGACCCCCAAAUAUUUCCAAGGAGGUUGCUGUUGCACCUUUUCUAGAGCCACCUGCAGUCCAUGUGAAUGCAGAGCAUUCAACAACUGAGGCUGAGUCCUCAGCAGGUCAUCCUGGGUGGAUGCAGCCACCAAAAUAUCGUCCAUAUAAUGGUAGACAUGAGCAUUGGGGAACUGCUUGUGGACUCCAGACAAGGCACGGGCCACAUACUAUUGGCAUAAUACCUGGAAAUUUUGCAUGCCUUGAGGCAAAAACUUCCAUUGAUAUCGCUGUGUAAGCUCAGCAUUAUAUAUUGCUGGCACCGUGAAGGCAAACUUUGGUUUGUCAUCAGAAUGCAAAAGAACUGAGAAAAAACAAUCUUUUAGAUCCACAAUGAGGACUGGCCAGACUGCAGCAAGCAUGGUAGGCAAUGGCAUGCCCGCCUGCUAUGUUCUCAUGCUUUCCAUCAUGGCAUUGACUUUGCAGAGAUCUUGUAACAACCUCCAUUUCCCAGACUUUUUCCUGAUACAAAAGACAGGAGUGUUCCAGGGACCGGUAGAAAGCUCCAGAUGACCCUGGUCCAACUGCUCCUGUACAAGUUCACGAAGGGUGACUAGCUUGUCAUGAGAGAGGGGCCACUGGUUCUCUCAGAGGGGUUUGUCCACCAGCAGCUGUAAAGGAGGCGUCGGACAUUCUGCGCCCUUCAUUGCAGUGGCCCCCAUCAAAAAUCCAUCCCGAUGCGCACCCCCUACGCAGCCAGAACAUCUCUCCCCCAGAGGUUAGCAACAGUCUCAGUAACAUGAGGGCAGACCACGGAUGGCCAUCUGUCACUCCGGGUUUGUGAUCAGCACGGGCUGCUGGCUCACAUAGCACUGCGCCAUUCCUCCCAGUCCUGUGACAGGCGUCUCCACCUGGUCCAAGGGGCACUCUGGAGGCCAGGCAGCUAGGGAGAGAACGGUAAUGUGUGCGCUGGUGUCGAGAAGACCGCGGAGAUGAAUCUCUGGCGGUGUGGCACCAGGCAGGGACAAGGUGCACAGCAUCUUGCGAUGGUCCUGGGUCAGGACAGUGGUCCAGUGAACUUGAGGUGGCCCAGUGGAUCCGAAGCCGCCCUCUCCUUGUGCCCGGUCCUCUUCCUGUGAACAGAAGACUUAAAAGGCACAAGUUGAGCGAUCCGCAACCCUUCCAGGAUAGUGACGGGGGGUGGGUGUGGAGACCAUAGCACGAAGUGAAAUCUGUGUCAAUGCGUCCCAUGUGCACAAAGAUACCCUGAAGGGUGGCACUAAAUCUCCCCAUAAGGAGAGCACUCGUGCCAUUACCCAAGGGACCAAAGGCAUCCAAGGGGACCUUGUGUAUUUUGCCAGACUCUAAGACAACGGUUGCUGCUGUGCAGACAUCAACACCUACAGACCCGCGGGUGCUGGCUGCAAGCCGGCUAAGCAGACCUCCAUCGUCUCUGGGGCUUGGAGAGAAGCUUGUGUCUGGGAGUGUCUACCCUUCACGCUCCGCUUCCCGUUUCCCGAGCCCGGCAAAGCCUGGCCAUUAGCAUGAACAGUCGCCUUGCAGACAUUUGCAGUAUGGUUCAGCCUUCCACACCGACCACAAAAACCAAGGGAGUUGUGAUCCUCUGUACCUUCUUUCUGCUUGGUUUCUUGCUGGCCUGCGCAUUCCCCUACCAUCCCUGCGGUACUGCCCAGACGGGCUGCACAGAAGUAGCCACGGCAGGCUGCAUGGCAGUAGCCACAGUGGCCAGUUUUUGAACUGAGGUGCCUAUCCUUGCACAGGCCUCUGCCAUCUGGAGGACAGAAGGAUCACCAGGAAGAGCCUCUAUAAUUCUCCUAUGAUCUGCAUUGUAAUUACUUCUGGCAAGUUGUUUAAGCUUCAGGGUCUCCCACCUGCUUCUCCACAAAGGCAGUCAGUGUCUCUGCAAACUGUAGGAAAGACUCAUCAGCCCCCUGAACAACAGUCACAAAAGAUUCUUUCGGAGCAGCUAUUUCUAUGGUUUGCCAUGCCUGUUGUCUGGCACUGAUUGAGCACAGCGAUAUCAAAGCCAAUCUGCUGAUUAGGACCAGCAGAAUUGCCUGUGCCUGUCAGCCCAUCAGUGCCAAUCACACGCCUGGGAUCCCGCUGAUCCAGUGUAGCAUUCCGUUCCACUGCUCUGACUGCCAGCUGAGUCUAUUUACACUCAAAAAUGUCGUAUUCUACAGCUUGAAAGAGAACACGAGCCAAGCUUCUGAUGUCAUACAGCGUCAGAAUGUCCACAUUGAGCACCUGGAGCAGUUGCAUGACUUCCACAGACCCCAGACCAUAUUUUCCCACCUUAUCACGAAGUUCCAUGAGAGCCUUCCACGAUAAGGGGUGAUAAGUGUUAUGAGGGACACCCCUAAGCACAGGGAAAGCCUGGGAACCUCGUGGUAAGGCAGCAGCACCUGCCAAAUCCCAUCCUGCAGACCCCACAGGGACAGGGGCAGAUGCCUGACUAGGAGUCAGCUCAACACCAUCCGGUAUCACCGUCCCAGCAUCCCCAGCAGCCACAGCAGGGCUUGGAAUUCCAUCUCCACACUCCAGGGGGUGAUGUCCAAAGGCACAGUCACACAUCUCCUCGACCUUAGCUUUAACAUCUCCCCAAAAUUGCCCAUGAUCUCUCGGACACCUGACACGGGGGAAGGGUCCAAAAGGCACCUGAAGAAGAGCCACCAGCACAGUGUCCCUUGCCCCUGGCAAGUGCCGGCCUCAUGCCGGCUGUGUCAGUGCUUGCGCCAAAGGUGAACACCCCGGCGCUCGCACUCGCCGCAGCCCCGGUACUCACGGGAGCAGUGGGGCUGGAGCCUGGCCAGUCACUGCUGGGGACAGGCCAGUCCCCGCAGAACUUGCACCCGACGGCAGCCCUGCA
Messenger RNA from Prinia subflava (tawny-flanked prinia), 12151 nucleotides. RefSeq lists its product as uncharacterized. Gene Ontology annotation, molecular function: aspartic-type endopeptidase activity. NCBI's taxonomy places the organism in Eukaryota, Metazoa, Chordata, Aves, Passeriformes, Cisticolidae. The record is from RefSeq and is a predicted model, not a curated record. The transcript has 4 exons. Gene Ontology annotation, biological process: proteolysis. The coding region runs from base 452 to 2206 and encodes 584 amino acids.